Molecule: messenger RNA, 405 nt
Organism: Procambarus clarkii (red swamp crayfish)
Lineage: Eukaryota; Metazoa; Arthropoda; Malacostraca; Decapoda; Cambaridae
Source: RefSeq, a predicted model, not a curated record
AUGGGUGAUCUUGGCCCACCCGUCCACCGGGAGGCCGUCCGGCCCACCCGUCCACCGGGAGGCCGCCCGGCCCACCCGUCCACCGGGAGGCCGCCCGGCCCACCCGUCCACCGGGAGGCCGCCCGGCCCACCCGUCCACCGGGAGGCCGCCCGGCCCACCCGUCCACCGGGAGGCCGCCCGGCCCACCCGUCCACCGGGAGGCCGCCCGGCCCACCCGUCCACCGGGAGGCCGCCCGGCCCACCCGUCCACCGGGAGGCCGCCCGGCCCACCCGUCCACCGGGAGGCCGCCCGGCCCACCCGUCCACCGGGAGGCCGCCCGGCCCACCCGUCCACCGGGAGGCCGCCCGGCCCACCCGUCCACCGGGAGGCCGCCCUCUGCGCAGUACGCUCCUAUUCUUCGUAA